This is a messenger RNA of Sphenostylis stenocarpa, 555 nucleotides long. Lineage: Eukaryota; Viridiplantae; Streptophyta; Magnoliopsida; Fabales; Fabaceae. The record is from the annotation of a GenBank genome assembly.
AUGUCGGAAGGGUUCGCAAUCGAACUGUACUUGGAUCCGGCGUUGGAGAACCAGGUGCUGAAGGCGUGGAACGUCCUCGCGCGGCGACAAAUCACCACUCACCUCAUCGAGAUGGAGUCGCGCCCUCACAUAACGCUCUUCUCCGCCUCCUUUCUCGAUCCUUCCAAGCUCGAAUCGCUCCUCAGAACCUUCGCAUCCAAACACGACCCUCUCCCUCUCUCCUUCUCCUCCGUUGGCACCUUCCCCAACCACGCCGACAACCUCCUCUUCCUCGCCCCCACACCCUCCCUCUCCCUCCUCCAAUUCCAGUCCCACCUCUGCGACGCCAUCAGAAAAGAAGGCGUCGAGGUCGCCGACGAUUUCGCCUUCAAUUCCUGGAUACCGUACUGCUCCGUCGCCCACCACGUCCCCAAAAACAGAAUGCCCGAGGCUUUCUCGCUCUUGCGGGAACUGAAAUUGCCGGUUUCCGGUUACGCUACUGAUAUCGCGCUCGUGCAGUUCUCUCCGGUUCGGGAACUGUCUUCGUUUGUGCUCGGUAACAAUGUCGACUCCUGA